Messenger RNA from Medioppia subpectinata, 1320 nucleotides. NCBI's taxonomy places the organism in Eukaryota, Metazoa, Arthropoda, Arachnida, Sarcoptiformes, Oppiidae. The record is from the annotation of a GenBank genome assembly.
GACACGUUUAAUGAUAAUAACGACGAGUAUUAUAACGAUAAGUGUUUCCUGACGUCUCUCUUGCAGUCUUCAGACGAGAGGCUGUCGUUUGAGUCCCGAAACGGCAAAAGUGAGGUCUGGAGUCGUUUUGAGCGCAUUUUGUUCAAUCAUUUGGAGACCUCUUAUGUGAAGUGCAAACAAUGCGAUGCCAUUCAGAAGCAGACAUCAAAUACCGGAACCACUCCUCUCUUGAGACACAACUGUAACGCCAAACGAAGACUCACUGAUUGUCACUCAAGAGGUGCUAACAAUUCCAACACUUUUAAUGCGAUCCUGAGGUCUAAGAAGUGUUUGACAGUUGAGGACAAGAUUCGGGUCGAGAAUCAAACGCUCAAACAUUUAAUCAAGAAAUGCUUGGAUGUGAUCGACAAAUGUCUUUGCGUUAAGAGAAGCGUUAUAUUUGAGAAAAAACAAAUCAAUGUCUUAAUUAAAGGAUACAAUGAAUGGUUAUUUGAGAGCCAAGAGUUGGAUCAAUUGGACGACAAUAAAGAGGAGUUUGAAAAUAUGUUUGAUAACUGUUUCGAUUCGGGCCUCAAGUUAAGGACCAAUGAAUGUGAAGAUCAGUUAGACUUUGACGAGGAUUACAAUCAAACGAAUGAAUCAAAACACAAACGAUUAUUGAUCUCAAGAAGAAUGAAAGCCAACAGUUCUAUAGCGGCCUCCAAACUGGUGAUGAAGAAGUAUUAUCGGCAAAAAUCGGUGAUCGCGAGUGAGCCUAUGAUCUGCGAUUGGCCCGAAUGUGGCAAACAGUUCCGCAAUAGUCAUAACUUCCAACAACACCGCAACAAACAUAUGGGGAUUCAUAAAUACGGGUGCGAUUGGCCCGGCUGUGAAGAGACGUUCGCUAAAAAAGUCAAUUACGAAAUGCAUAUGAGUUUACAUACAAAUGAAAAGAAAUUCAAAUGUGAUUUUCCAGACUGUCAUUACGAGUCCUGUCGUAACAAUCUACUUCAAAGACAUAUGAAGGUUCAUACGGGAGAAAAGCCCUUCAAGUGCGAUUGGCCCGGAUGUGAGUUUCGGACAUCUAAUAAAAACGGCUUAAGACAUCAUAACUACAGACAUACGGGAGAGAAGCCCUGGAAAUGCGAUUGGGUUAGCAGUGAUGGCAAUCCAUGCAACUGGUCUUUCCGUCAAUCAACGCAUUUGAAGGCUCAUAGACUUAAGCACACGGGAGAGCGACCGUAUCGGUGCGAAUGGCCUAAUGGUAUUUGUGAGCGCAAGUUUGCCUCCCGUCAAGCCAUGAGAUUUCAUUCAGAAAAAUCUCAUAAUUAUAUUGUCCCU